Molecule: messenger RNA, 450 nt
Organism: Coccidioides immitis RS
Lineage: Eukaryota; Fungi; Ascomycota; Eurotiomycetes; Onygenales; Onygenaceae
Exons: 3
Coding region: 1-450 (149 amino acids)
Source: RefSeq, a predicted model, not a curated record
AUGUGUGCCUUCACAAAAAUGGACGGUAUGAAUGGAGCAGUCAUAGUUGUGAAUUUACUGGUGCGAAAAGGUCUUCCUGGUGCUCCUGGUUUCUGCGCCGCCUUUCAUCACCUCUUGCCUAGGCCCGUUGGUCAGGGAUGCAGCAACUCUGUACCUGUGAGCUUUAUCGAAUUGCUGUCUGUUCCCGAGGAACGCCGGGCUCGUUACCCCCCAACUCCCCUCCCUCAAGUCGUCACCUUCGAUGCUGACGCCGAACGCUUGCUUCGCGAAGUCACGACUACGGCAGCAUCGUUCAUUGAUCUUCUCACGUCGCGUCCUCACCCUUUCGAUCCUCCUCAUAGGCCCUACGGUCGGCAGGAAGCACGUGCUUCUUCAUCUGCGACUCCACACACCGGGCCACGCCCAGAGCCUGUGCCAGCCGCGCAACCGGCGAUACCACGUUUGCCUUGA